Molecule: messenger RNA, 387 nt
Organism: Sphenostylis stenocarpa
Lineage: Eukaryota; Viridiplantae; Streptophyta; Magnoliopsida; Fabales; Fabaceae
Source: the annotation of a GenBank genome assembly
AUGGCUGAUCCUGAGUUGGAAGCAAUCAGACAGAGAAGGAUGCAGGAGCUUAUUGCUCAACAUAGCGUGGGAAAUCAACAUAACCCUGAACAGGAGAAGGCUCAGGAUGAGGCAAAGAGGGAGGCGGAGGAACGAAGACAGAUGAUGCUUAGUCAGAUAUUGUCUGCUGAGGCGCGAGAAAGGCUUGCUCGUAUUGCUUUGGUGAAACCUGAGAAAGCAAGGGGCGUUGAAGAUGUUAUACUGAGAGCUGCUCAAAUGGGUCAGAUAACUGAAAAGGUUUCUGAGGAAAGACUCAUAUCACUUCUGGAGCAGAUAAACAACCAAACGGCAAGGCAGACAAAAGUUACAAUACAGAGGCGUCGAAGUGUUCUCGAGGAUGAUGAUUAA